Ostrea edulis (European flat oyster) is the source of this 7045-nucleotide messenger RNA. Its product is annotated as ankyrin repeat and sterile alpha motif domain-containing protein 1B-like. Gene Ontology annotation, cellular component: cytosol. The transcript is spliced from 26 exons. Gene Ontology annotation, molecular function: protein binding. Bases 121 to 5172 code for a protein of 1683 amino acids. NCBI's taxonomy places the organism in Eukaryota, Metazoa, Mollusca, Bivalvia, Ostreida, Ostreidae. The record is from RefSeq and is a predicted model, not a curated record.
GGUUAUUUUUCAGAAGGAUUGACCAUUCGCACAUGUUGUUACUCAAGAGAAUUAAAAUGGUGCAAAUGAGAUGAGGAAGUAACUCGUUGAUAGCAUCUGAUAUGCUUUAGAACUCAUGGUAUGGCUGCUAUUCGUCAACUGGUUGGAAUUGAUAAAGACCAAGAAUUACUCGAAGCAGCCAGAAACGGGAAAUGCGACGUCAUCGAGAAACUUUUGAAAAAGUCGACGGGUGCUAGCAGUCUGCUGACCAAUCUAAGUAGUCUUUUGAAAGUUAAUAUCAACUGUGUUGACAGAGAGAAAGACACACCACUCCACUUGGCAGCUCUUAAUGGUCAUGUAGGUGCUGUAGAGAUUUUGUUGAGAGAGAAUGCCUCCGUAAAUGUGGUGGACAACCGAGGAUGCAAUCCUCUCCACUUAGCAUCCUGGAAAGGGAACGUGAAGAUAUGUGAAAUACUUUUAAGAAACCCGCAUUCACAAAUCCAAGUCAACUUGCAGAACAGUGAUGGGGAAACUCCACUCCACAGUGCAGCACAGUAUGGUUUUACCCCUACAGUCAAAAUUCUCCUGGAGUACAAUGCAGACCCAACCAUCCGGAACUUAAAGGAUGAAUCACCUCUUGACCUUGCAGCUCGUUAUGGUCGAGUGGAAGUGGUGCAGUGUCUUAUAGACAAAUGUCCAGACCUGGUCCAAAGUCCCAUCCUAAUUCACUCUCCUCUUCACCUGGCAGGGGCAUGUGGACACAAGCAGAUAGUAGAGAAUCUAUUGGACAAGGGUUUUAACAUAAACACAAAGACAGAAGAUGGCACUGCUCUGCAUUUGGCUGCCCUGUACUGCAAACCAGAAGUUGUCAAAAUCUUACUAGAUAGAGGUAUCGACUGUACACAGUUAAACAGAGAUGGAAAAACAGUGUUACAAAUUCUUACCGAACAAAGGAACCAGUCUUCCUAUUCAGAGCUCAUCACAUUAAUUAAAGAUCAUGGUAAUAAAGUUACACAACUUGAAAGUCAGGAUGUCAAUCUGUAUGACACAUUGGUAGACCACACCUCCAAACCUGUCCCUAAGCCCCGCCUCUCAAUGGGCAGCUCCCCAGAAAUGGAGAAGAAAAGUCCCACUGCCUGUAGAAGUAGCCAGGUGUCUGUACAGUAUGCCAAGAUUGACAAGAGUAAAACAGAAAAUGUCCUGGCAAGAGAAGAUGGCAGAAAUGCUGUUUCCCAGAAGGCCCCUCCACCUGUGCCCCCGAGACAGUCAACGAUUGAUGGUGGUGAUACGUCGCCUGUACACAGGACCAUUCAGGAAGUGUCGAUGGAGAGGGAUUCUAUAACGUUCCAAAAUAUUCAACCAUUCCAGCCUCCGUUUCCGCUACCUCCUGAUAAUCCCACCCAAGCAAAACCUCAGCCAUCCCGACGUUCUGGAAACCGGCAAAUAGUGUCCAUGUAUGAUCCUUCCUUUUCCGUGGAGAAAUCUCCCAAAAUGUGGAGAGCAGCAUCCAGUGUUCAGAAUCUAAGUUUGACUGACCAGCCCCCCGCUCCGUGUGAUGUAAAACCUUUACAGCCAGGAUAUAUGGCCAUGGCAAAUUCUCCUGUUCAAAGUCCAAAGCCAAAUCGACCUGUAAAACCUCAGAGAAAAAAGAAAGCAUUAAGCCCUGUACCUAAGAGAAGCAAUUCGCCAAAGUCAAGUCCAGAAAGAAAAGAAAAUGCCCCACCAACCAGCUGUCAAAGUUCUGUAGAUAGUGUAAAACUUAACACAGGAAGUGAUGUCACAAAGCAAUCAACAAAAUCAAAAGAAAGCAACUUUUCAUCUUUUACAGAAGAGGCUGCACCUGCCCCGUGUGAUAAUUCUAAAGAUUGUAAGGAUGCUGGGGAAACAUUAAAUGAUGACAAAGUGAAAGAACUGGCUGAAAACAAAGCGAUAAAUGUUGAUCAAUCCGAUUUGGAUGUUAAUGUGAGUAAGAAUGACACAAAAGAUGAUGUCGAACCAACACUGGAAUAUGAAGUAAUGUCACAAGUAAAGCGCCCAGACACGAUGGGAAAAGGUACAGAUGUACAAAGCCAGAGUUCUUCCCUAGACAGAAUGGAUGUUAUUGAUACUUACCAAAUUGCUUCGGAUGUAACGAGGAAAAGUUCAAUGGACAGAAAAGAUGUGAUUGACACGUACCAAAUUGCUGCUCAUGUUGGAGGUAAAGGGGAUUCUAUCGACAGGAAAGACGUGAUUGACACGUACCAAUUAGCAGGGGAAGUAGCUAUACUGAAGGAGGAGGACAUGUUGCCAACACCGUGUCCUGCUGGAGUAAACGAGGAAGGUGUGGAAGUUAAGGAAUCGGCCACGGCUGAAAAUAAGAACACUAGUAAGGACUUUGGUUUGAUUCCUGAGGAGACAGGCGUGCAGUAUGAAAACAAUGCUUCUGUCAUAACAGCAUGGGGAGGAAGAGAAGAUGCAGUAGCAGAGGAAGGGACACAGUAUGAAAAUAAUGCCUCUGUGUCUAGAAUGAGUUUUCCAAAUCACCUGAGAGAUUCGAAAGGAUUCACACCAAUGAGAGAAUCAAAAGGAUUUUCACCCCUUAGAGAUUCACAAGUAUUUGAGACAAAAAAUAUGGACGGGGAUUCAAAAAAUGAAGAAAAUCCAUAUGAUGCUACUCUUUUUCAGCAGUCUAAAAUUGUACAAGAUUCUGAGAACAUUCCAAAUGCUCAAAGUAGACGACCAAAUAGUGACAUUCCAAAGAGUGAAGAUGGACCAAAUAAAAAUGUGGAGGAGGAAAGUAAGGAAACUUCUGAAGUGGAGUAUGUAAAUAGCUGUGAUAGAAAUUCUAACAUUCCGAAAGAACUAGAAGAUGGCGCUCCUGCAGCAGAAGUGAUAUAUGAUGUACCAAUGGGUCAUCCUCCAAGAAAGAUAGACAUUCCAAAACCAGCUGCUAGAAAGCUAGUAGACAAGAGUCCCAGUGCUGAAAAACCAGACAUUCCAAAGAAACCCAAGCCCUCACUUGUUCCAAAACCCUCGUUAAAAAGUGAUAAACAAAACUUGGUUAGUGCUACAAAGAAAGAUAACUGUGAUGUUCCAGUCUGUGAUAUUACUGGUGGGGAGUAUGUGACUCUAACAGCACCUCAUCCGAAGGAAAAGUCUGAGAGGUUGUCUAACGGGGUUCGUGAACCAAAAGAAGAUACAGGACAAGGUAUAAAGCCGCCAGGGUCCUUGGAAUUCGGUAAGAGGAGACAGACGGAGGGAAUACCACUGACCCCCACUGGAUACACACAGCCCCCCACACCCGACUUUCCCCCUCCAUCACCACACACAGCCUUGGUGGGCAUUGAAGAAAGAAUGGCUGUUAUUGAUAACAAGAGAUCUUCUAAAGACAUGGAAACCAUAACUGAGAGCAAUAUGAUGACAGAUUCCCAGAGUCAAGGUCACACCACUGAUACCCAGAAUUCCAAGAAUCCUGUCAUCCUGACAGCAGAGGAGCAUGAAGAGCCAGUGGUAAUGAGAAGAGCCUCCACUAGAGGGAGCAGCAGUAGCAUGGAUGAUAUUGUCACAGACGACAAGCUUGGUCCAUUUGCUGCAAGCUCUCUAAUCCAGGACCAUGCUAACUGUCUAUAUCGGGGCUCAGUGAUCGGUGGACCACGGACUUUAGUGACCCAAAUAACAGACAAUGUUGCCCAACGAAACUCAUGGAGAAAGUCCCUUCCUGGUGCCAUGGCAAUGACCAUUGAACCAAUGAAAGAAGAAAGUAUUGAAAAGAAAAUGGCCACAAUUGCCAUGUCAACACAUGAUCCAAGAAUGUCAAGAUUGCAUGGGAAAGAGGAGGGAGGAGAUGAUGAUGAAGAAUGGGCCAAGAUUGAAGACAUAAUGGCAUCCUUUGGGGGUGGAAUUGCAAGAGAGUCUGUGUUCAUACGAGAAAUGGAACCGGCCUUUCUGAAAAAGUUAGCAGAUAGCUUACAACAGUAUCCAGGUCGGAUUCUGAGUGUUGGGGAAUGGUUGGAGGAGAUAGGACUAGGCCAGUAUGAGAAUACACUGGUCGCUAAUGGUUUUGAUCACACAGAUUUCCUGGGUAAAAAUAUCAUGGAAGAUGGUGACCUUGAAACCAUAGGAAUUACCUCAUCAGAACACCGGAAGAAGAUCCUGGACUCGGCAAAAUCACUGUCCCAGAUCACUCCGAUUGACCCAGAUAACCUUCCACCGUCUGUCAGCGAGUGGUUAAAUUCCCUUCACCUGUCAGACAGGACAGAAACAUUUGUGAACAAGAACUUUGACACCAUGGAGCGUGUGUUGAAGCUGUGGGAAGUAGAACUUACGAGUGUGUUGGAUAUCACAGCUGUCGGACACAGGAAACGAAUACUGGCCUCUCUGGAAAACAGGAAAAAAUUGGAAAGGCAGUUUCCUAGUCUGAAGAAACGCAGUAAGGAUGAGGAUAAAGCUUCGAAGGAACCUGAACUUAACCUUUAUAAGGACUACACCAAAGUCAAACCUCUAGCCUCGUCCUCAGAGGAAGAGAGCAAAGUAUCCCAGAAUUCCCUGCCAGACAGCAGUGAGGAUGAGGAAGUAUUCCGUAAAGAACAGGGUAAAGCUUUGAGGGACAGCUCUAUACACAUACGACCUCCCCAUCAGGCAAACACGACCACACCCAUCAAGCAGUGGAGACACAGACCAGAAAUGCUGAUCAAAGGCUGCUGUAACUACUCCGCUCAGUAUUUGGGUUCUACACUGGUGAGGGAACUUGUUGGGACAGAGUCCACAAUAGAGGGGAUUACAAAGCUAAAGACUAAAUAUAGGAGAAAACUCCAGAAGUCAGCAGACGUCAUUGCGAAAAUUCCCACCAUUCUGUUGUCCAUUUCCUUCAAAGGAGUCAAAUUCAUUGAUGCCAAAUCCAAGAAGGUCAUCUGUGACCACGAGAUUGGGAACAUUUUCUGUGCCUGUCAGGAUGCCCACAGCAUGAAUUUCUUUGCUUACAUUACACGGGACAACCAAGCAGCCAAACAUUAUUGUCAUGUGUUCAGCUGUAGAACUGCAGAUUUAGCAAGGGAGAUAAUUAUGACACUUGGAGAAGCUUUUGAGGUGGCAUACCAGAUGGCCCUGAAGGACAAAGCGAUGGUUGAGGCAACUGAAUUUGAGCAGAAACUUAGCCAAAGUGACACUGAUGAUUCAAGUAUAUCCUCAUCGAAAGCGUCCAUCAACACCGUCUGACACUUGGCCCAGAAUACCAGGCAGAAGAAAAUAAUGGGAGUGACCCUGGUACUAGUGUGUGCUUUAUUAAGAGCAGUGAUCCUGGUACUAGUGUGUGCUGUAGUAAGAGCAGUGACUUUGCAGCAGUACAUAUAUCUAGGACAACAGUUAUGUUUGUACAGUAACUGGAGUGUCAUAACAUCAGACAAGUUGUUGGGUCAGGACAAACCAUUUGACCAUAACAGGCAUAAAUCAUGGUACCGGUAGUACUGCUGGACUGAGACAAACAGACCACACAGGUGGGAGCAAAGGCCGGUGUCAACUGCAAUCCUGAAAUCACUCCAAACGAUUCCACAAUUGAUGAUCUUAAGCAAAAGAGAUGUUUUUUUUAAGUCUGAAUCUUGAAUGUGCCAUUUUUAAAUUCUACUUAUAAUCAAUGUUGCUUAGCAUUUCACUUUUACAAGUCCACACCUUGGAAUUUCUGCACAAUUCAUCAUAUUUUAAUAGUAUUAAUUGGAACAAAUUAUAUUCAGUGUACAUAGAUGUUACAUAUAUGACUGUAUAUAAUGCAAUGGUGAAUAUUAGAAUUCAUAUUUAUUAUUGAAAAGAUACAGUUGCUAAAAUGUUGGUGCUUUUGAGUUCUUUCUGCUUAUAUUAAAUCAUGAAUUUUUGAGAACAGAAUGUGUGAUUGCUUUUGAACUGUUCAAGGUAAACUAGAUGAAUUGAAAAAAAUAACAUGUUAAUACAUUUAUUAUAUACUGUUUGUGUCAGACAAUUUAUGUGUGACAUUUAUUGGAAAAUGGUAUUUUAUAUUUUGCAAAAUACAAAUUGAUGCAAUAUGAGACAUGUUCCAUUUUAAUAGUGAUGCAAUACUUGGAUACAGAAUCAUUUUCUUAGUGGAGUACAUGCCACUCAAUAUGAAACGUAUCUUUUACAAAAAAUAUACAUUAUGUGAAGCUAUGAACAGGGAUAAAGAAAAUGAUUUUCACCUCUCAGAUGACAGAUAUAACCAUACAUUCUUAUAUAUCUUUUGUUUACUGAUAUAAAAAAAGGGGGGGGUCUAAUGUGUUACAUGUAGCUAUAAUACUGUUUUUAAUGGAGUAUGUAUAUAUAUAUAUAUAUAUAGUGUAUUAAGUACAGAGGAAGCUUGUAUUCAGCUAGAGAUUCUCUCCUGGUUAAUGAUUUUCACGUACGGUACUUGUCAAAGAUUAUUUUCACGAUUUUAUUAAAUUUAGGGUCCAUUCCUAUGUUCACUGCAGUUAUAGCUCAGUGGCUUUUGGCCAAAGUAAAAGUAGCAAAAAUUAUACUGCGGCAGAAACGAGGCUUAUACACAUAGUAUAAAAUGAAAUUGCAGUGAUGUUUCCAAAUAUGCAAAUCAUAUUUCAUUGUGUCAUGCAAAAAUGUUCCAAAGGCAUGUCUAAUUGUCACAGCAUUGUAAAUGUCCCUCUCUGUACAUUACUUUAAAUCCGUGAUUCUGGAAGCAAAAUUGAAAAAGGUGUGCAAAAUCUGAAUGCAACACUACACACCUGUGCAAUAAGGGAGACAGUGUGUCUAUUUGUAGUUAUUCUGUGUAUUUGUUGGAUAAAGUGUUAUACAUUCCUCUCUGGCUUAGAGAUAAACUGUUAUUUAGCCAUAUUGUAGAUUGUAGAAUAAUAAUCAUACAUGCAGUUGUAUAUGAAGUGUAUAGAAAUAUUAACAUGAGAUUAAAUCUUUAAUUUUUUUUAAACAACUUUAAAAGGUCAUUCUGUUACAAAGGGCUUUCUUUGAUUGUGUUUACUGUAUAUUACAUGUAUGAACAAUGUCAUGAAUGAGGAAUUGUCUUUUUUCUUAAUUGAGAAUAGAUGAAUGUGGUGAAUUGUUACGAAAGUGAAAUAAAUAACAUGCAUCAAAGAGA